AUGCCGAGUGCUGCACGGCGAGAACAGCGCAGCCAUUCCGCCCAUGGCGCCGAAAAGAUGGCUGCUGCUCUAGCACUCUUUCAUCUAGGCAGCGGAGGGGAGGCCGAGAUUUGUUUGCUGGGUAAGGUACGGAGUACGGACGGGGAUAUCGAAGGUCCAGACUCUUCUCUCUCUCCCGUCUACGGAGCAAGGCAUCCAUGGGUGGCUCCCCAGCAGCUGAAGAUCCCGCCCGUCUCGGCGGACGUCCGGUGGCUGGUGGAUGGACUGGAACUUCUGGAACUUCUGGAAGGUCUAGGAAUGGACGGCAAGACAACCUGA
Messenger RNA from Colletotrichum costaricense, 318 nucleotides. RefSeq lists its product as uncharacterized. NCBI's taxonomy places the organism in Eukaryota, Fungi, Ascomycota, Sordariomycetes, Glomerellales, Glomerellaceae. The coding region runs from base 1 to 318 and encodes 105 amino acids. The transcript has a single exon. The record is from RefSeq and is a predicted model, not a curated record.